This is a messenger RNA of Phalaenopsis equestris, 1455 nucleotides long. RefSeq names its product L-2-hydroxyglutarate dehydrogenase, mitochondrial. NCBI's taxonomy places the organism in Eukaryota, Viridiplantae, Streptophyta, Magnoliopsida, Asparagales, Orchidaceae. The record is from RefSeq and is a predicted model, not a curated record. The coding region runs from base 72 to 1346 and encodes 424 amino acids. Gene Ontology annotation, cellular component: mitochondrion. Gene Ontology annotation, molecular function: (S)-2-hydroxyglutarate dehydrogenase activity; (S)-2-hydroxy-acid oxidase activity. The transcript is spliced from 5 exons.
CUCCCAUCUACCCUUGAGCAUGAAACUGUACGCACUAGAGAGCGCAAACCAAGGUCCCAAAUCGACCUCCGAUGCUCUCGAAAGCUUUCCGCAAAGCGGCAGAGUUCGCAAAAGCGACGCCGAUCACUAGCGCUUGCCGGAAGCUAGUGAGCUCCUUCAGCGGAGUGCCGACUGAGCCGGCCGACGCGGUAGUUAUCGGCGCCGGGGUUGUUGGGCUUGCGGUGGCGCGAGAAUUGGCGCUUAAGGGGCGAGAUGUCUUAGUUGUGGAGGCGGCCUCGACCUUCGGCAGUGGGACAAGCUCUCGAAACAGCGAAGUUAUCCACGCCGGGAUUUACUAUCCGCUCCAAUCCCUCAAGGCAGUUCUUUGUGUCAAAGGAAAGGAAUUGCUCUACAAGUACUGCUCUGAUAGAGGGAUUCCACAUAAGCAGCUUGGCAAGCUUAUUGUAGCUACUAGGGCUUCUGAGAUUUCAAAGCUGGAGCAAAUUCUGAAAAGUGGGACGGAAAAUGGGAUUGAGGAUUUGAGGAUGAUGGAAGGAUCUCUAGCCAUGGAAAUGGAACCGGAACUUCACUGCAUUAAAGCUUUGCUGUCUCCUUCUUCUGGGAUUGUUGAUUCACACACAUUCAUGCUCUCCUUGGUGGGGGAAGCUGAAAACCUGGGGACUGCAUUUUCUUAUAAUAGUGUGGUUAUAGGGGGGCAAGUUGAGGGUAAUUCUUUGCAUCUCCAAAUUUCGGAAAGCAAGGACCUUAAAAAUCAUGCAGGGGAGUCUGCUUUACAGCCUCAACUUCUCAUAAUCCCCAAGCUAGUGAUCAACUCUGCAGGUUUAAGCGCUAUUCAUCUUGCAAAAAGAUUUCAAGGACUUGAGCACAGAUUCAUUCCAGAAUCCUAUUUUGCACGUGGCUGCUAUUUCACCCUAUCUAAUUCAAAGUCUCCUUUCAGUCACUUAAUUUAUCCAAUACCAGAAGAUGGUGGGCUUGGAGUACAUGUUACAUUGGACCUGAAUGGCCAGGUCAAGUUUGGGCCUGAUGUUGAAUGGAUUGAUGAUGUGGAUGACAUAUCCAGCUACUUGAAUCGGUUUGACUAUUCAGUGAACUCAGAUCGAUCAAGCAGGUUUUAUUCUGAAAUAAGAAAGUAUUUUCCUAAUUUGAGAGAUGGAUCACUCGAACCAGGAUACUCGGGAAUUCGACCAAAACUAUCUGGACAAGGACAACUUCCUUCUGACUUUGUUAUCCAGGGGGAGAACAUCCAUGGUAUUCCUGGGCUGGUAAACUUAUUCGGGAUUGAAUCUCCAGGCCUCACAUCUAGUUUGGCUAUUGCAGAAUACAUAGUCUCAAAUUUUUAUAAAUAAUGCAUCCCAAAUCGGAGGCUUUGAAGCCCAUGUUGUUCAAGGGCUUAUUGUUUUUGUAUGCACAGAUGAUUCCUUUAGAAAAUGGGAUCUGGGAUCUAUACGUGAUAUU